UGUUUUUACUGUGAUAGAAAGAAGUUGCUCUUUGGUGGGUCAAUAAUGUGAAAAGAUGUAGCACCUUUCCUAAGAUUAAGCUGUAGAUGCUGUCUCCUACAACUUUUUGGUAAUUGAUUACUGCCAACAUUGCAGUGAAAUGAGUCAUGGGGUUCUGACAUUUGACAGAUCAAGAAAAUGAGUGAGAUUUAAACAUUGAACCAAAAAUUGUGCAUAUAUAUAUUAGGCUGCUAGUAGCACAAGCUUUACUUCACAAGUAUGGUAGUCAUGGAAGAAUUCAAGCACUUUGUGAUUGUUAAGUUCAAAGAAGGUGUUGAAGUUGAAGACCUCACAAAAGGGAUGGAGAAAUUGGUCUCUGAGAUUGAUGUUGUCAAGUCCUUUGAAUGGGGACAGGAUAUUGAAAGCCUAGAUGUGUUGAGACAAGGUUUCACUCAUGCAUUCUUGAUGACAUUCAACAAAAAAGAAGACUUUGCAGAAUUUCAAAGCCACCCAAAUCAUGUUGAGUUCUCUGAAAAGUUUUCAGCAGCUAUUGAAAAGAUUGUUCUGCUUGAUUUCCCAUCGACUCUUGUCAAGAAACCAGCAUAAUCUUGAAGCAUGAACAAGAUAUUCAAGUAAUAAUAAAGAUUUCAUCUUUAAAAUUUGGAAUCUGUUUAAGUGUGUGAGAAUUUGGUUGUUUGUGUCCUGUGUUUGUAGUAGUUCAGUUGUAUGGUUGUUACUAUUUGCAAUUUGAAUUUGAACUGUGACUUUUGAAUGGUAAAGAUAAACACUUUUUGCCUUCUAAUAAUUCAUGGAUGGUUUUUUUUA
Messenger RNA from Cicer arietinum (chickpea), 804 nucleotides. RefSeq names its product stress-response A/B barrel domain-containing protein At5g22580. The record is from RefSeq and is a predicted model, not a curated record. NCBI's taxonomy places the organism in Eukaryota, Viridiplantae, Streptophyta, Magnoliopsida, Fabales, Fabaceae.